UAUUAUUAUUAUUAUUAUUCGUCUAUUUUUGAGUUGCUCGUUUCUCACAUCUAAUCACGUUUGCGAAACCAAAGGAUUGUAAAAAUCUUGUAUUAUCUAUAUGCUAAUGGCUUUAUUCGGUGAUAUAAAAAAAAACAUGAAGGUAAUGCAAAACGUAAAUAACUUGCUCAGAAGUAGACAAAAUGAACUUUUUUUAUUCCUUCACGUUUCCAAUGUAACAUAGGGCUUCAAGCUAGAGAGGCUUGAACUAUCGGUAGCAGUGGUAUUUAUUUUUAUGGGAUAGGGUUGCUAGCCACAUGUCCAGCCUUCCCUACUUACCAGUCUUAUUACUAGCUUAGCGAAGUAAAGGAGUAGGUCAGCCAGCAAUCGAACCCCGGACCACAUUAGACGUGGUUGGCAUGCAUUUUACCGCUGUGCCACCGACUCACAGAUAAUAUGAAUAACUGUAACAUUAGGGGAUACAAUAUUAAGUACAGUUCAAGCAAAUUCACUCAUUCACUGAUAGAUAGAGCUCGUUUCUGUUAUCAUCAUGAAAUUAUAUUAAUUCAAUUUCUGCGUCGGUGGCACAGCGGUUAGGACUCUCACCGAUCAUGCACAUGCUCCCCUGCCGACGCAUACCCAAUAUCUAUGGUCGGCCUGCAAAAUUUGGGCUACCGAUAUCACAUACUGAAAAUUCCAUACCUGUAACAAAAAUACGGUGUGGAAUCAAGCUAUAAUCAAAAAAGAAAAAUAGUAUACAUACAUUUUUCCUUAUUUUUAAGGAGUGUAAAACUUAAUUCAUUGAUUUAUAGAGAUCUUUUUAACAAGGUAUUCCUGAGUAACAUUUUUCACAACUAUUCAGAAUUUUCAUGUGUACAUUCAUCUGAAAAUGUUUGUUUCUUAUGCUUCAGAUGAACCAAUUCAGCAUACUGGCCCAGUGAUAUCAGCUGAUCAUUUAAAAGUGACAGAUAAUCUACGAAUAUGUAUAUCUGGGUCAACAGAUGGCAUUUGUACAUUUUGGGCCAUCAUUGGAUCAACUAUUCCAUUAAACAUGGAACAGACAACUUCACGUUUUGAAUUUCUACGCAUGAAUUCAAUUACAUGGAAACCUCUGAUCUGUUUGACUAAUUCAUAUAGACAAUGCAAAUAUCCUAUAAACUCUAUCGUUACGCAAAUAUGGUUAACUGAUGAUGAUGAGAAUGGAAAAUCAACUCAUUACUUUAUUUAUAUUGCUUGUGGUUAUGAAGUUUGGGUAUUACAUAUUCACCUUGAUUAUUCUAUUCUUACUAGUGAAAUUAAUGUUGAAAAUACGAUUAUGCAAUUAUUUAGUACAAAAGGGAAAUUGAAUAUAUCACUUUCAGAAUUAUCAGCGUUAUGGACAUCUGAGAAGGUUGCUGAAAUUAAAAAAUACAACCUUGAUCAUGUUGUCGUCCAGAUGUCUGCAAUUAGCCAACAACCAGGUGUUAUUUCUCAGUGUGGUGUUGUAGCACUCCUUUCGAAUGGAGAAGUAGUUAUUAUGCCUUAUGCUUGUGAAGAUGAUGAAUUCCGUCAUAUUCGUGUUCAAAAUGACUCGCUCUCCAAUCUUUGGUGUACUUCACUCAGUACGUAUGCGGGUGGUGUACUUGUGGCGCAUGCAGGAUCUGCUUUAUUCUACCCAUACGCUGAUGAGAAGUAUCAUCGCAAACCUAGUGGUCUUCUGAUUUCCGCCUUCUCGUGUCAGGACUAUUAAUUUCUCGACCAGUCCAUAACAAUAAUUCAGCGACGAGUACAUAACAAUUUGGCGACGGGGAAAACUACUAUUAACCACACAGCAGCAACAACAUAACGAUUUACUAUGGAUCCUUCUAAAUUGGAAUUAUUGUUUGAACGACAAACGAAAUUAAUGGAAAUGUUCGUCAACCAACAGACUGGUCCAGCUCCACCUUCAAGCAAUCCCAAUCAUACCAUGCUACCAUCUGUCGACGGAAUUGUGAACAGCAUUUCACAGUUCAAUUAUGACCCAGAGGCUAAUGUCACUUUUGACACAUGGUAUCAACGUUAUGAGGAUUUAUUCACUGUUGAUCUCGCCUCACAAGACGAUGCCUGGAAGGUGCGAGUUUUGCUACGUAAAUUGGGUCCGGCAGAAUAUGAACGGUACUGCAACCUAAUUUUACCACAGAAACCACGUGACAAUUGUUUCGAUGAUACAAUAAAGUUGCUGCGUGAACAUUUCGGAGACCACUCCUCAUUAUUCAGUAUACGUUAUCGUUGCCUCAAGCUGGCAAUGAAUGAAAAUGAUGAUUUUCUUACUCACGUUGGCACAGUCAACCGAGAAUGUGAGAGAUUUCGACUCAGGUCCUUAACAGAUGAUCAGUUCAAAGCCUUGAUUCUCAUAUACAGUCUCCAAUCUCCUCGUUUCACAGAUAUCCGAACUCGACUGCUCAAUCAGCUAGAACAAAAUCCCAAGUUAACAUUACAUGACAUAGCUGAUGAAUAUCAACGGCUGAUUAAUCUGCAGAAAGACACACACCUGGUCGAAUCAACACCUCCGAGAAGCUCUGAUAUUCGUGCAUUACGCAAGAGCAAAAAUCUCUCA
Messenger RNA from Trichobilharzia regenti, 2554 nucleotides. Lineage: Eukaryota; Metazoa; Platyhelminthes; Trematoda; Strigeidida; Schistosomatidae. The record is from the annotation of a GenBank genome assembly.